UUUUCACUGCGGCUCUAUCGCCGAGCGGACUGGCCCGCUGUUCUCAUACGAGACCUCAGCGCAUACUCUCGGAUCCGCGAAAUCCCAGCGCCGGCUCCCUGAAAGCCUCCAGCUGCUGUCCAGAUGCAAGCGAUUAAAUGUGUGGUGGUCGGCGACGGGGCUGUGGGUAAGACCUGUCUGCUGAUUAGCUACACCACCAAUGCCUUCCCGGGUGAAUACAUCCCCACUGUCUUUGACAACUACUCUGCCAAUGUGAUGGUGGAUGGGAAACCAGUGAAUCUGGGUCUUUGGGAUACAGCAGGACAGGAGGACUACGAUAGGCUCAGACCAUUGUCUUACCCACAGACGGAUGUGUUCUUGAUAUGCUUCUCCCUGGUCAGUCCGGCCUCCUUUGAGAACGUCCGAGCUAAGUGGUACCCUGAGGUGAGACACCAUUGCCCCAACACACCCAUCAUCCUGGUGGGCACCAAGCUCGAUCUGCGAGAUGACAAGGACACCAUUGAGAGGCUGCGAGACAAGAAGCUUUCCCCCAUCACCUACCCGCAGGGCCUGGCCAUGGCGAGAGAGAUUGGCGGUCUGGGCUGUGAAGUACUUGGAGUGCUCUGCGCUGACCCAGCGAGGCCUGAAGACAGUAUUUGACGAGGCCAUCCGAGCUGUGCUCUGCCCUCCACCCGUGAAGAAGAGGGGGAAGAGAUGCACCGUGUUCUAAGGAGAAAAUACUGCUAACACUACACUACAUCACCAUGAACAACAACCACUACUUCUCUGAGAGGAUGAGAAAGAAAACUAGCGAGAGUGAGUGUGCACUGCUGAGAUUGCUUUCUUUAUAUUGAUGUUUUUUCAAAAUCAUAUUGGUAGGACCAAUAUUUAAUCGGAUUUUUUUAACCAUUACCGAAUAAGGUCAUAGGUUCUCUGUGAAAAACAAUGACUGUCCAGCUGCUUUGUACUCAUAGAACCGCAUCAUGUUGCCAUGAGGGCUGACAAAGAUUUCUAGAUCUUGUCUUACUGUAACAUCGUUUCUUUCUCAGCUAUGCUUGCUUGAAAUAAUGCAGUGUUGACUAGAUAGAACGUGAACUGUGAAUACGCCUUCAGCUCUGAAGUUACCCUCAGCUUCUGAUCUAGGAUCAGCACAUUAAAAGAAAAUACUACUGCCUUCAUUCCCGUGAUAUUCAGCCAUCAUUUCUGAUACUAAUGAUAGCAGCGUGCUCAGCGAGGUCAUCCCUGAGAUCUGCGGUCACAUCACAGCGCGGUCACACAGAAAAACCAGCAGUUAGACUGUCUGACAGGUUGGCAGGUUCACUGUGUGGUCAUUUUAUAAUUCAAGUCCAAACUAAGUUGGCAAACAAGGGGGUCUCAAUAGAAAGCUGUAGCUCACUUUUGGCUUCUGCUCCUGCUGGUGGAUUACUCUAACCCUGAUGACAAAGUUGGCUUUAUAACCCCCCUAAAUCUAGUUUAAGAAUUUUUCUCCCUUCAUUUUUCCAGUGCUCUUUGUCUCUGAGUUGAUAAGAUUACUCAAAAAAUGCCAAGCCAAAUUUUCUGAGUGGUUGAACAUGGCCAGAGGAAAAGCCCAUUAAAUCUUGGGGCAUUCUUUAAAAUUACAAGGUAGGACACUGAAUGCCAUAUACUGUCAGAUCAGUGUGUUUAUUCACACUAAGCAACAGCAAAUCAGGGGAAGGUCAUGCUGUUGCUUAGAAAACAGCUAUACGAUUGGAUCGAGGACCCAAGCAGCUCCUUCUUUGUUCUUAACUAGCUUUUUAAAGAUGGUUAAUCAGUUGUAAAAAUGGUCUAACUGCUUGUAUUUCUUCAAUCCUCUCAGCACCCAGUCGAGUUAGUAAAAUAUUGUUAAUGCCUGCAGGAUUGAUGGAGAGAAUUGUGACUGUUUCCCUGCCAAUGGAUCACACACAUUCCCUUCAGUUUUGUCUUAUUAAAGCCAUACACAAAUCCAUAAUCACAGGCUUAUGUUAUGUUUCAAGGGGAAGGAUCCCUCUGAUUUUUGAAUAGACAAAAAAGAUCUUUUCAAUGAGUACACAAUGGUUUAACUGGGGGUUUCAGUCAAAGCUCAUCUGUUUCAUUAGCAAGAGAGUCUGCUGAGACAAAACUGUAGUUUUUGAGAUCAAGAAUUCAUCUUAACUUCGGCUCUUCCUGCAAACCUUCUCACUUGCUUUCAGAAGCAUCUUCUGGUCUUCAUGAACAAAAACAAUAAGUUGAAGACUUACAUUAGUAACCUGAUCUUAGUCAGUGUCUUUGGGUAACUUUUCCUAACUGUGAAGAUGUGACAGAUGAGCAUGCCAAACACAUGGGGGCGGUACAACCUUGCUGCCUGAGUUCUGCCUCUGGGGGUGGAGGAGCUUGCAUGGGUCUUAAAAUAUUCUGUCUUAAUUUAUCCCAUUGUUUAGAUCCUCUGUGUGUGUGUGUGUGUGUGUGUGUGUGUGUGUGUGUGUGUGUGUGUGUGUGUGUGUGUGUGUGUGUGUGUGUGUGUGUGUGUGUGUGGGUGCGCGAGCGUGCAAGCACAUGAAUGUGUGUAUGACACACAUGUAUCUAAAUGCUGGUGUGUGUGUGGGCACAUGUCGAUAUCAUUGAGACUGUCUGACAGUUUGGGGUAGUGCAUAAAAGACAGUAUUGUUUUAAGCCAAGUUUUUUAGUGUCCAGUUUUUGGUACUAUUUCAUAUUGUAUUGUAGUAAAACACAAGACUUUUCAACAAUCUGUGGACAUAAAGGAAGGAAAAAAAUGGAUAUCAGUGACAUCUAGUCAUGUACAGAAUAAUCCUUAGAAAAGGAAUGCAUUAUGAGUAUCUAUCUACAUGUACCUGAAUAUUUAGCUCGUCAAACUAAAACAAUUCAAACUAAAGGGAUUAUAGUUGCUCACGUUGAAGUUAGAAGUGUUGCUAACAGUGUACAAUAAAGGGGCCAAUCUUUGUGGAGUUUGUCAUUAUGGCAAACAGUGCAGAUUGCACCUUUAUGAAAUGCAUUUCUGUAUGGUCGCAGGCCUGCUGUGUGUCUGUCUCCCCCAUGUGGUGAGACGCAGCACUGCAGUGCACUCCGUUAUGCUGUCUUUGGUUGGCAUAGCUGUGUGGUUGAAUCAUGUUGUGUGGUCCUGCCUAGCUAAGGUGUCGAAAUGUAGCUGCGAAACAGCAAAAAAAAUUCUACUACUAUUGCAUGGAAGUUCUCUGGUUAUUUGACCCACUGUAAUUCUUAGGAGAGGUUGUAUGAUGAAAUGCAUUGGCCAUGUACGUAUGUAAUGUAAGAUGACUUGUAUACUUGUUCCAACUGUUUGUCUUAUUUUUUAUUACUUCACAUGUCUGUGUGGUGAAAUAUUUCAAUUUUUUGUAUACUAAAUACAAAUGUAUAUGUAAUGUA
Molecule: messenger RNA, 3357 nt
Organism: Archocentrus centrarchus (flier cichlid)
Lineage: Eukaryota; Metazoa; Chordata; Actinopteri; Cichliformes; Cichlidae
Gene: rac3b
Product: Rac family small GTPase 3b
Exons: 7
Coding region: 124-639 (171 amino acids)
Biological process (GO): small GTPase-mediated signal transduction
Molecular function (GO): GTPase activity; GTP binding
Source: RefSeq, a predicted model, not a curated record